Impatiens glandulifera is the source of this 813-nucleotide messenger RNA. Its product is annotated as fibroin heavy chain-like. The record is from RefSeq and is a predicted model, not a curated record. Bases 1 to 813 code for a protein of 270 amino acids. Lineage: Eukaryota; Viridiplantae; Streptophyta; Magnoliopsida; Ericales; Balsaminaceae. Gene Ontology annotation, molecular function: transferase activity. The transcript has 4 exons.
AUGGGGGAUUUGACCAUGGGAGGGGAUGAUGAUGGUUCACCCCUGAAGCUGAAGAAUAAGGAGAGAAUUUCCAGGGUUACAAACUGGAAGCGGGAGAUAGGGAGCGGACAACCGAAUGGAGGGAGGUCGGAAAUCGUAGUCGAUAGAGAACGGACGGAGGUCAGAAAUCGGACGGAAAUUGCAGACGAUGAAGGCGCUAAAGAGCGGACAACCGAAGAUGAAAAUGGAGAGAGGUCGAAAAUCGUAUUCGACGGAGAACGGACAGAGAUCAUAAAUUGGACGGAAAUCGCAGACGAUGAAGGCGCUGGAGUUUGUAUAGGUAUUGGUAUAGGUGUAGGUGUGGGUGUAGGUGUGGGUGUGGGUGUGGGUGUGGGUGUAGGUGUGGGUGUAGGUGUGGGUGUAGGUGUGGGUGUAGGUGUGGGUGUGGGUGUGGGUGUGGGUGUGGGUGUGGGUGUGGGUGUGGGUGUGGGUGUGGGUGUGGGUGUGGGUGUGGGUGUGGGUGUGGGUGUGGGUGUGGGUGUGGGUGUGGGUGUGGGUGUGGGUGUGGGUGUGGGUGUGGGUGUGGGUGUGGGUGUGGGUGUGGGUGUGGGUGUGGGUGUGGGUGUGGGUGUGGGUGUGGGUGUGGGUGUGGGUGUGGGUGUAGGUGUGGGUGUAGGUGUAGGUGUAGGUGUAGGUGUAGGUGUAGGUGUAGGUGUAGGUGUAGGUGUAGGUGUAGGUGUAGGUGUAGGUGUAGGUGUAGGUGUAGGUGUAGGUGUAGGUGUAGGUGUAGGUGUAGGUGUAGGUGUAGGUGUAGGUGUAGGUGUGUAUGUAUAG